Phytophthora infestans T30-4 is the source of this 456-nucleotide messenger RNA. RefSeq lists its product as uncharacterized. The coding region runs from base 1 to 456 and encodes 151 amino acids. The transcript has a single exon. Lineage: Eukaryota; Oomycota; Peronosporomycetes; Peronosporales; Peronosporaceae. The record is from RefSeq and is a predicted model, not a curated record.
AUGCUGGGUAUUGUGUUAUUUUGGGCAGUCGCGACUUGUGACACAAUCUUCAGUUUCGAUCGGGUGUCGCUGCGGAAAAUGUCGUCUCGGGCGUCUGGCGGCUUACGCUCAACCGUCCCGCCUCGAAAGCGUGCAAAACGAGUCGACAGGAAAGAGACCGCGUAUAUACGUGUAUGUGAAAAGCUAGGAGAAGAUACCGUUAAGAAGAUUCGUAGCGACUGGGAUCAAAUGAAUACAAGGCGAGAUGGAAGCGAGUGGCAACAGUCAGAAGGAAUAGUCAUUCAGUUUCUUCAACAAGGAUUAUCGGAGCGAGAAAUUCGAGCUGUUAUACCUGUGGGUGGUAGCCGCAUUGCAAGACUGCGGAAAGUACUGGAGGAAGGAGUUGAAACGUUACACACUCGUCGCGAGCCACAACGACCUUGGCAUGCACUAGUGACGAUGUUAUUGCUGCACUGA